This is a messenger RNA of Macadamia integrifolia, 1199 nucleotides long. RefSeq lists its product as uncharacterized. The annotation marks the transcript as partial. The record is from RefSeq and is a predicted model, not a curated record. NCBI's taxonomy places the organism in Eukaryota, Viridiplantae, Streptophyta, Magnoliopsida, Proteales, Proteaceae. The transcript has a single exon.
AUGUUGGGGAUUUGUUGUUCCACUUGUGAUGAUUCAUUGCGGCCAAAAGAUGAAUCAAAGCACCUACCGAAUUACAGUUUUUCUGGUUACUUUGAUUAUAGAAGGAUUUCUGAUUGGGAAGAUGUGACUCAGGAUGUGGUUGACCGCUCCUGGAAAUAUGUUCUACAAGAGACCGGCGAUAACGAAUGGAACACGAGGCAAUUAUACAAGGAAGCUGUGGCAAGAGUAGAGACACAAGCCAGAGCUGUUUAUGUGGAAGGAGACUCACGCAGUAGAGAAGAGUUUGUGAAAGUAAUGAUAGAGCAAGGUUGUUUCAUACUACAAGUAGCCUUAUGCUCCUUGGGUGGUCCAAAACCAUUGGGUUAUCCUCCAGAUGAUCCAUUUUUCGGCGAAAAAAGAUGGAAUAAGGAACAGAUUAAGUACUGGCUCACCUCUAUCUUUUAUAUCAAGAGCCAAAUCCCACUUGUAGUACUUAAGGUAUUGAUGAAACAGAGCUUCUUUCAAAAGGUACUGAAAUCUGGAAAAUGGAAAAGGCCUAAGGACUUGGCUAGGAUGGCUUUGUAUGAUUUCCUAGUUGAACCAAUGCUAUAUGAACCAGUUUACAAAGUAGACACUAUAAGAAGACUAAUGUGCUUUUUCAACAAGAGGAGCCGUCGUUUCCAUCAAGAACCCCUUACUCCACUCCAUGCUCUUUGGUUGCUAGUCACUGGACCAGUGGGCUUCUAUGGUGGUGGUGGUGGCGGUGCCAACUGUAUUGAGGAAGAUGAUGAGGGUGAUCACCUAUAUACAACCUUGUCUUCAGUACGAAAUAUUAUGGAACUGCAAGCAUCAGGAAUCAGUUUCAAGAGCGACAAAGGAUUGGGGACGAGACAGAUAAUGUUCAGGAAAAGAAUGUUAGAUGCUCAUCUUUACCUCCCCUGCAUCUACAUGGAAGAUGACACUAUGGCUUUGUUUCAGAAUCUGAUUGAUUAUGAAGUUGCUGUCGAUUUGGAUAUAAAUGGGCGUGAGGUUUCUGCAUAUAUAAGCUUCAUGAAAGAGCUCAUCCGUAGUCGUGAUGAUGUCAAAGUCCUUGUCACACAAGGAAUCAUCGAUACUAAUCCUGAUUUUGAAAAUGAAUUGCCUGGUAAAUUAUGGGGAUUGAAUGCAAUGGAAGUGGGAAACAGCCACAAUCUUGUUUCGAUUCGGCGCCAGAUUCGUAG